UCUCAGCCGUUUGGUGAAGUUUGGGUUUUUCUCCCUGUUUCUGGGCUGUUAAGUUCUUGCCAGGCAACUUUGUAGCAAGUUGGGUCCUAAGCAUCACCUCCCACCGGACCCCAAAGAUCUAGGAGGAGCCUCGGUCUGUCACUAGGCUUCCAAUGGAUUCGCCAGAGCAGCUUUACCCAACCUGGGCUCUGGGAUCAUCUCAGACACCCAAUGAAGAGGAUUCCCAGGAAAGCUCAGGUGACUCUCAAACGAUCUCCGAAGUAUUAACCAAGAACCUUGGUAAAUUGACCCUAGACUCUAGUAUCAUCCUCCCUUCCCCUCUGCCAGAGUAUCCGUCUCAGCAGCCAGGCAGAGAGAGGAAACCACAGGUGCUGGUGGAGCGUAUCCUCAGCAGCAGUGGGAGGAGGACUGGAGUGAGGACCGUGUUAACAGCCGGGAAGGAAAGGAUGGCAAGGAUGAUUCAAAUGAUUCAGUACCAGCGCUACCUAAACCUGGGGUCUCAGCUUCAGAAAGAUCUACAGCAGAAGGAAACGGAGGAGGAUGAAAUAAGAGUGGAAAGAUUCAGAUGUCACUGUCAUUAUUGCCUGUAUCACAAAGAUCUUGCUGAGGAAACCAGCAUGGAGAAUAAUUAUGACGUGGAGCCAAUGUAAACAGACUUUUAUUCUUGAACUAUUUCUUUCUGCUAGUGAUUUUAGGAUCAUUUUGCAGCAGCUUGGAAGGCUGCUCUAUGUUAGGGCAAACUAAUAUUUUGAUAAUCUGUGAUAUUAUAAGGGGUUAUUUUAAUCUUUUUUUUUUUUUUUUUUUUUUUUACUGUGAUGCCAGUAAUUUGUGAGGAAUCCUGUAGUUUGCAUUUGGAUGACUUCAGUAUACUUGCACCCUUUGAUUUGACCUAAGGAAGCACUAAUAGGUUUUGAAAGUUGCCUGUGUUUGAGAGACCUGAAGUCAUUAAGAUAAGAUCUAAUAUUAAAAAUUGGAAGCCAAGUAACUUGUGCAGAAGGAAUACAAGAAAACUCUGGGUGGUUUGGUUAUAGCAAAAUUAGGGUGGGUACAUACACUAGAUUUUCUGGUUUUCUGACAUUGUAAUAAAAUUUUUUUUGUUGUGCUCUUUCAGUUUUCAGUAGGAAGUGUGUGUGUAGAGGAUCUUAUUAAAAUUGAGUUAUU
Lutra lutra (Eurasian river otter) is the source of this 1161-nucleotide messenger RNA. RefSeq names its product developmental pluripotency-associated protein 3-like. Gene Ontology annotation, biological process: epigenetic programing of female pronucleus. The transcript has a single exon. The record is from RefSeq and is a predicted model, not a curated record. The coding region runs from base 153 to 650 and encodes 165 amino acids. Gene Ontology annotation, cellular component: nucleus. NCBI's taxonomy places the organism in Eukaryota, Metazoa, Chordata, Mammalia, Carnivora, Mustelidae.